AUGGGUGGUCAACGACAGAUCAGACCCGGCAGGGUCUACCAGACGGUGACCACCAUGAUGAACCACCGAAUAUUCCCCAAGGUCCAAGUCCAGAAGCCGAUAUGGUACGAAGUCGUCGAGUCGAUACCGCCGUCCGAGAUCCUCACACGACCCUACCCGCCGCAGCACAAGAAACACAACCCGAAGACGCGGAGACCCAGCAGGCUGUUCCAACCCCAGCAGCUGGUGUAUGAGGAAGACGGGCUGCGGAGGACCUUCUACAAAGACCACCCGUGGGAGCUGGCACGGCCGAGGAUGAUCAUCGAGAUGGACGGAAAGGACGCGCAGAAAUACGACUGGUCCAGGGGACUGCGGCAGCCGGGCAUGCCACUGUGUGGUGAGAGUGUCGUCCAACGGCAGAUGUGGAUGAUGCACACCAACCCAGACUUGACAACAGAGCAGGCGUACGACAUAGUACGAAAGGAGUUCUACAAGCUACGACAGGAAGAGGAGGUCCAGCGGAGGAUAGCCAAGGAGGAGGCCCAGCACAUGGGCGCCUACUUCGGCAAGUCGGCCCUGCAGGUCGGCAUGGAGCUCGAGGACCAGCAGUACGAGUACUGGAAGAAGUGGGCUGGGAAGCAGAUCGACGCCGUUCGCGCCGAGCAGAACGCCGCCUACACCAGCUUUGGCAACGAGGAGGCCGACGCCGACAGUGUCGAUCUCGACGAGAUCAUCAACUCGCCCGCCACGCCAGUCGAACAACCUGCCGGUGCGCGCAAGUAA
This is a messenger RNA of Anthostomella pinea, 762 nucleotides long. The record is from the annotation of a GenBank genome assembly. Lineage: Eukaryota; Fungi; Ascomycota; Sordariomycetes; Xylariales; Xylariaceae.